Molecule: messenger RNA, 4890 nt
Organism: Marmota flaviventris (yellow-bellied marmot)
Lineage: Eukaryota; Metazoa; Chordata; Mammalia; Rodentia; Sciuridae
Source: RefSeq, a predicted model, not a curated record
AUGAAUUCCAGGGAAGAAAAAAUAAAAAUAAUUUCAGAGGAGCUCACUGAAAAUGAGGAGGAUGUGGAUGUGGGAAGUCGGAAGAAGAACCCAAAGGGUCAACGACCAAGAAAGAAACGGAGGCCGAUUCCUGUCUCUCCGCCUGCUGAAAUGGUGUCAGAAAAAUCCCAUGUUGACUCCCAGCAGGAGCCCAGGCAGGAAGAACCCGAGACUGGCCUUCUGAGCAUGCCAGCCCGGCGGGGCCCACGCAGCUUGCCUCCAAUUCCAUCAGCUUCCAGAACGGGCUUUGCAGAGUUCUCCAUGAGGGAACGCAUGAGGGAGAAACUGCAAGCUGCGAGGUCCAAAGCAGAAAGUGCGUUGCUGCAGGAAAUUCCCACCCCACGACCCAGGCGCUUAAGAAGUCCCAAGGAGAGAGAAUCGGAGACUGAAUUUGGCACAGAGCCUGGGAAAGAGAUACAAAGCAUUCAACAAAAAGAUGAUGCCCAAAGUUAUUCAAGGGUCAAGUUCCGUGAGCAAAGAAUCAAGUCUAAACCCCAGGCGCCCCCAGGUUUCCCUUCUGCAGAAGAGGCCUAUAACUUCUUUACUUUCAACUUUGAUCCUGAGCCAGAGGAAUCAGAGGAAAAAACAAAAAUGAAAGCCAGAGAUGGAACUAGUCAAGAGGAGGAGGCAGGGGAGGAAGAGGAGCCACCUGUCCAGGGAGGAAGCAAAACGGAUGAGGAAGGGCUACUGAAUGGUAAGGAUGCCGAGGACUUCCUUUUGGGCUUAGAUCACGUGGCCAAUGAUUUUGUGGCUGUCAGACCUGCAGAUUAUGAAAGUGUCCAUGUUUGGCUGCAGAAGGAAAAAGAAAUCCUCUUCAUACCCAGUAGACUGACAGUGCCGACCUAUAAAAAGCUUCCUGAGAAUGUGCAGCCCAGAUUCCUUGAAGACGAAGGCCUUUACAUUGGGGCAAGACCAGAGGUGGCACCCACCAAUCGGAACAUCAUGGAGAACAGACUGCUGGUGCAGGAGCCUGGAAGGAGGUGGUUCGGAGAUGACGGCAGAAUCCUAGCUCUGCCAAGCCCCAUCAGGCCGUUUCCCUCCAGGCCGCUGCUGUCAACUCAGGAGCAAAGCACCAAGGCAGAGCUGGAGACCUUGUAUAGAAAGGCAGUGAAAUACGUCCACAGCAGUAAGCACAUGGUCGGAUCUGGAGACCCUCCUGGAAAUUUCCAACUGGACAUUGACAUCUCAGGGCUACUCUUUACUCAUCACCCCUGUUUUAGCCGAGAGCACGUUUUGGCAGCCAAGCUGGCCCAGUUAUAUGACCAGUACCUUGCAAGACAGCAGAGAAACAAGGCAAAAUUUCUUACAGAUAAGCUCCAAGCUCUAAGAAAUGCUGUUCAGGCCAGCCUUAGUCCAGAAACACCUCAGCAGUCUCUGGAUACAAACCAAAAAACCAUCAAAGAAUAUAAGCAUGAAAUUCAGCAAACAAGGAAACUGCGUGACGCCGAACAAGAGAAAGACAGAAACCUGCUGAAGACCCUCAUAAAAGUCUGGAAAGAGAUGAAAUCUCUCCGAGAGUUCCAAAGGUUUACAAAUACGCCCUUGAAGCUUGUUUUGAGAAAGGAAAAAGUUGACCAAAAAGCUGAUGAAAAAGCAUAUGAAGCAGAAAUUCAAGCUGAAAUAAAUGAAUUGUUGGAAGAGCAUACGGAAGAGUACGAACAGAAGAUGGAAGAGUAUAGAGCUUCAUACCAGCAGUGGAAAGCCUGGAAGAAAGCCCAAAGGGCCAAGAAGAAGAAAAAGAAGGAGGCAGCGGAAGAACACCCCGAGGAGGAGGCAGAGGAGGCCCCUCCGGGGGAGGAGCCCGUGAAGCCGGUCCCUCCAGAGCCCACUGACCCGGGAGAGCUAGAGCAGAAGGUGAGGGAGCGAGCAGCCCAUAGCAGGAGGCGCCCGGGGGAGCCCCUGCUGCUCCCGGAGCUGAGCCUGGCGGGGAGCGUGACGCCCAAUGAGCAGUGCCCCAGGGUAGAGGUCUUGCGGAGAGAAGAUGUGAGGAGGCGCUGUGUGUACUUGAAGGUGCUCUUCAACAACAAGGAGGUGUCCAGGACAGUCAGUCGACAGCUUGGUGCAGACUUCCGAGUUCACUUUGGACAGAUUUUCAACUUACAGAUAUUCAACUGGCCAGAGAGCUUAACGCUUCAGGUCUAUGAAACCAUUGGACACAGCAGCACCACCUUGCUAGCAGAAGUGUUUCUGCCUAUCCCUGAGACUACUGUUGUCACUGGAAGGGCUCCCAUAGAAGAAGUGGAAUUUAGCAGUAACCAGCAUGUGACACUGGACCACGAGGGAGUUGGAAGCGGAGUGCCCUUCUCCUUUGAAGCUGAUGGCAGCAAUCAACUGACUCUAAUGACCUCGGGGAAGGUGUCGCACAGUGUGGCAUGGGCUGUUGGGGAAAAUGGCAUCCCGCUAAUUCCUCCAUUGUCACAGCAGAACAUCGGAUUUCGGAGUGCUUUGAAGAGAGCAGAUGCCAUCUCAUCUAUUGGCACAUCAGGAAUGACAGACAUGAAGAAGUUGGCCAAGUGGGCAGCAGAGUCCAAGCUUGACCCGAAUGACCCCAACAAUGCCCCUUUAAUGCAACUGAUCUCGGUGGCUACCAGUGGUGAAUCCUAUGUCCCUGAUUUCUUUCGACUGGAACAGCUACAACAGGAAUUUAACUUUGUCUCAGAUGAGGAAUUAAAUCGAUCCAAACGUUUCAGGCUUCUUUGUCUUAGAAGCCAAGAGGUGCCAGAAUUCCGAAAUUAUAAGCAAAUUCCAGUAUAUGACCGAGAAAUUAUGGAAAAAAUAUUCCAGGAAUAUGAGAAGCGGUUACAAGACAGAAAUGUAAUUGAAACCAAGGACCAUAUAGACACCCAUAGGGCCAUUGUAGCCAAGUACCUCCAGCAGGUUAGAGACUCGGUGAUAAAUCGUUUCCUAGUUGGUAAACACCAUUUUCUUCUUACUGAUUUGGUAGUCGAAGAAGAAGUUCCCAAUAUCAGUUCUGAAGGCUCGGGCAUUUUGGGCCUGAGCCUUUUCAAGCUGGCAGAACAAAAGCGGCCACUGAGGCCAAGGAGAAAAGGGCGGAAGAAGGUGACCGCCCAGAACCUGUCGGAUGGAGACAUCAAGCUGCUGGUGAACAUUGUGCGGGCGUAUGACAUUCCAGUGAGGAAGCCCCCGGCAAGCAAAUUCCAGCAGCCCUCGAGGUCCUCCAGGGCUUUCAGUGAAAAGCACGUUGCCUCCCCGAGCACACACAGCCCGGCCCACAGCCCCGACUAUGCCCUCGGCCAGGUUUUAGUGCGUCCUUUUGUAGAAGUCUCUUUUCAACGAACAAUUUGCCACACCACAACAGCUGAAGGGCCGAAUCCCAGCUGGAAUGAAGAACUCCAACUUCCCUUUAGGGCCCCUAAUGGGGAUUAUAGCACAGCGAGUUUACAGUCAGUGAAAGAUGAUGUGUUUAUUAAUAUUUUCGAUGAAGUACUAUACGAUGUCUCAGAGGACGACCGUGAAAGGGGAAGUGGAAUCCAUACCCGUAUUGAGAGACACUGGCUGGGAUGCGUGAAGAUUCCAUUUAGCACUAUAUAUUUCCAAGCAAGGAUCGAUGGAACAUUUAAAAUAGAUAUUCCCCCAGUUCUCCUGGGCUACAGUAAGGAGAGAAACAUGAUUCUUGAGAGAGGCUUUGAUUCUGUCCGAAGCUUAAGUGAAGGUUCCUACAUCACCCUGUUCAUCACCAUCGAGCCUCAGCUGGUUCCUGGAGAGUCAGUUCGAGAAAAGCUGAGCAUGCUUAAGAAGUUUGAGUCUCAGGAAGAUGAGAAAUUGCUUCAAGCAACAGAGAAGUUUCAAGCUGAAUGUGCCUUAAAGUUUCCAAAUCGUCAGUGCCUGACAACAGUAAUUGAUAUAAGUGGAAAAACUGUGUUUGUUACCCGGUAUCUCAAACCUUUAAAUCCUCCUAAGGAGCUCCUUAAUGCCUACCCCAGUAAUCCACAGGCAACAGCAGAACUGGUAGCUCGAUACGUGUCCUUGAUUCCUUUCUUGCCCGACACUGUUUCAUUUGCCAGUAUCUGUGACCUCUGGAGCACCUCUGAUCAAUUUCUUGAUCUCCUGGCAGGAGAUGAGGAAGAGCAUGCAGUGUUGCUAUGUAAUUACUUUCUGUUCCUGGGUAAGAAGGCCUGGCUGGUGAUGGGCAAUGCUAUUCCUGAGGGUCCAACUGCCUAUGUGCUAACUUGGGAACAAAAUCAUUAUUUAAUAUGGAAUCCUUGCAGUGGACAUUUUUAUGGACAAUUUGAUACGUUCUGUCCUCUGAAAAGUGUGGGCUGUUUAAUUGGUCCUGAUAAUAUUUGGUUUAAUAUUCAACAAUAUGAUUCUCCACUAAGGAUAAAUUUUGAUGUCACCAAGCCCAAGCUGUGGAAAUCUUUUUUUUCAAGAAGCCUUCCAUAUCCUGGCCUUUCCAGUGUUCAGCCUGAAGAGCUGAUUUAUCAACGAACCGACAAAGCAGCAGCAGCUGAGCUCCAAGACAGGAUUGAAAAAAUACUAAAAGAAAAAAUCAUGGACUGGAGGCCACGCCAUCUUACGAGGUGGAAUAGGUACUGUACCUCCACACUGCGCCACUUCUUGCCUUUGUUAGAAAGAAGUCAAGGAGAAGAUGUAGAAGAUGACCACAGAGCAGAACUACUGAAACAGUUAGGAGACUACAGGUUCUCUGGAUUUCCCCUUCAUAUGCCCUAUUCUGAAGUGAAGCCUUUAAUUGAAGCUGUGUAUAGCACUGGAGUACAUAAUAUAGAUGUUCCUAAUGUUGAGUUUGCUUUAGCUGUAUAUAUCCACCCAUAUCCCAAAAAUGUUUUGUCUGUUUGGAUCUACGUUGCCUCCCUUAUACGCAACAGGUAA